Molecule: messenger RNA, 2451 nt
Organism: Folsomia candida
Lineage: Eukaryota; Metazoa; Arthropoda; Collembola; Entomobryomorpha; Isotomidae
Gene: Nufip
Exons: 8
Coding region: 162-2153 (663 amino acids)
Biological process (GO): box C/D snoRNP assembly
Cellular component (GO): nucleus
Molecular function (GO): RNA binding
Source: RefSeq, a predicted model, not a curated record
CCCAUAAUGGGAGUCUGGGAAUGAGAAAGCAUGUGCUCGACGGCUGUAGCGUGCUAAACAAAUCUCUCAUCAAUCAAAGAAAUUUAGCCAAAUCAACUUUUUUAUCCUUUGUUCUUAGAGUUUGGUUUUUAUUUUGUGUAUAGACGUUAUAAUAGAAAAACAUGUACGCAGCACCUCGGUACGCCAACCCAUUUGCGCCUGACGCAAAGCUUGAACAACCACCGACAAUAGCUGCAGCAAGGCUACAAGAUUUCAGCUCCGAUCACCCCCCAGAAAUUCCUCGAGGUAACAUUCACAACCGUCCCCCGAAUAGGGGAAGAGGUGGUAACAACAAUCGUGGAAGACAGGCUGCUCCAAAAUCACAAGGGAACAGCAACAACUGGGACAAUCCUGCUCCUUACCCACCAAAUCACCGUGGAUAUUCCCCCCGAUCCCAACCAUUUUCAAAUUUUUCCAGAAGUGGCCGUGGGCACCCCUACCACGCCGGGCCACGACCGAAAAAUGCUUGGCACAACUUCCGUGGUCAACAGGAUAAUAAAUGCUAUAAUUCCAAUAGCCAGGAUGAAAAAGAUAGUCCUUGGAUGACACCAGAGCUUUUGAAACUAAUACAGGAGAAAGAUGAGUUGUGGAAAGUUUGUAAUGAUACCAGAUCUGAAGAAAAUCACAGAAAUUUCAAAAUUAAACGGUUUGAAGUUAACAUGGCUGUGAAUGACGCCAAAAUAUUGUUUCGCCAGCAGAACCCGCAAUUCGGUCAGUACAGUUCGUACACUCAAGUUUUUCGGCGGACGGUUGCGAAGCCAGAGUUUUAUUGCGACCCUUGUGAAAAGGAAUUUAUUUCUCAAGACCAGUUAGAGGAACACAAGACUGAACAUAUCACGUGCAAACUAGAUGGGUGUCAAUAUACUGCUCACGUUAAGCUUGUCAUGAAACACAUUGAACUACAACAUGCUACCAACUUAUUUCAAAGAAUUAAAGGAUACGACACUCCUGAAGGCGUAGAAAAGUGGAAAGAAGAGAGAAGGAAAAACUUUCCUACUCCUGAAAAUACUCUCAGGAAAAAAGCGGAAAUUGCUGAGAGGAAGGCUCGAGGGGAUAUACUUACGGCAAAAGAAGAUUUCCCUGGAAUUGAAAUAUUCAGACACAAGAUAGUUCCAGAAGAACGGAAAUCCAGACAAUAUGGUGCAGGAUAUCAAAGUGAUGGAAAUGAAGAGCUACCGUUGAAAAUGCGGCCAGGAACAAUUAGAUUCAUGAACUUGAACAAAAGUCCUGCAAUUCAACUUCACAAUUUUUACACUGAUGUGGUUGUAUCAGAUGAUGGAACGCUUUUGGGAUCCAUGCGUGAAACGUGGACAAGUCUGAAGAAUAAUGAUGAUUGUAAUGAAGAGAGUUUUACCAAGGACAAGUCUGACGACCAUAAUGCUGAUGAGGAGUUCAACAUCACUGAUGAUGAAGAUGAUGGGAUUGUUCGCCGUCAAUCUGUAAUUCUGAAAUCCCAAACCAAGGAAAUUGUUAAUGCAGAUAUUGCCACAUUUGCCCCCCAGAAGAGUACAAUCGUAGAAGAAGACGAAAUGACAGCUAUUGUGAAUAAUAGUGGCACCACGUCAAAAAGUUUUGGACUGGCAGGACUCAUAGGUUACGAAUCAAGUCCAGACUCUGAUAUUGAACAAGAAGAUGGAGAAAUUAAAAGUGGCGACGAGGAUACAAGUAACCUGAAUCCCGUGAACGUUCCCACUACCCCUUCGAUAUAUACUGAAGUGCUUAGUAGUAGUAUGGUUUCUGCAUCAUUAUCUUCUGAUGACGAAGCACCAGAUGAAAUUCCAACUGUAAUUUCAAAAGAGGUGGACCGUCCUACAGCGAAGGAUAAUUCUCCUCCUACAGAUAAACCAAGCCUUCAGGAUGUCAAAGACCCUAAUUCUAAACCUUGUUGGAAAGAUGAAAAACGUGCAGACGGUAGAAACCGGAGACUAGGAAAGAGAUCUGGGAAACAAUCACAAACACAAAUGCAAAGAGCUCAAAGUGUUCGACGAAAAUAUACACUUCUUCAACGCCUACUGGCACCGGAUAUUAGAAGGGAAAAGAACAUGGUGUUACAAGUUUGCCGUUUUCUCGUUGACAGAAAUUUUCUUGACCCAAACAAACCAAAAGAAAAUUAGUCAAUGGGCAAUAACGGUUCUCUAUUAGAUAAGUAGGACACAACUGUAACAGAGAGAUCAACGGGAGGUGUGAAUCGAGUUACAAGAUUCUUGUGUACGAGAACAGCAAAGACAAUGAAUUAAUUAUGUUGUUCACGAUUAUGUGCCUUGCUUUUAUUCCUAGUGUAUAACGAGGGAGUAGUAAUUUUGUAAGUCACAUUUGCGCUUUAUAAUUUUGACUAAUUAGGAUUUAUAAUUUUAUCACUGCCUUAUUAUACAUUUUCCUUUUUCACGCAAUAAAUUAUUAUGUACAUGUUUA